Messenger RNA from Lobosporangium transversale, 3040 nucleotides. RefSeq lists its product as hypothetical. Gene Ontology annotation, molecular function: protein binding. The record is from RefSeq and is a predicted model, not a curated record. Lineage: Eukaryota; Fungi; Mortierellomycota; Mortierellomycetes; Mortierellales; Mortierellaceae. The transcript is spliced from 2 exons. Bases 219 to 2900 code for a protein of 893 amino acids.
UUUUUUUUCCUUUUCUUUUUUCCUACUCUUAUUCUAAUAGCAAGCAACGAAACAAGCAAUUUUUUAGUUUUAUCUUUUUCCCUCUCUUCUCUCAUUCUUUCUCACCCCACUCUUGGUUACGACAUUUUUUUGUACUUUUAAAUUUAAAUACCCUACGAAAAAGGAGAACCCUUUCCGUAACGAGCUUUACCACAAAAAAAACCUAGUAUAUAUCCAAGAUGAUGAACCUCAAGACAACUGCUAUGCUGGGAAACAUCACCCGUCAGGGUGUGUCUCGUCAGUUCAUGCCUCUCGGAAACACCAAGAACUCGGUUCUGACACUGUCACAGCGUACUGCCGCUCAAGGAGGAAAUGUCUCCGCAGCCAAUGCGCCUUCCAACCCUGUCCGUUCCUUUUCUUCCACUCAAGCGAACCGCGAUAGUAACAACAACAGUGCUGCUGUCACAGGGGCAUAUCAAUUCCAUGGGUACAAUGCUGCUGCCUCGUCGCAUUUCUCGACCAACAGCCCACUUGGUUCUCUCUCUUUGUCGACAUCACACCAACGAUUUCAAGGACCUUUGACUGCCAAUGUAAACUUCCGCAAGGACUUCAAUAAAUCUGCCACAAAUAACAAUGGCAGCAAGCCUGUGAUUCCAAAGUACAGCGAAAUCUCGAGUGAUGCAUGGGAAGCCAUCAGUGGACAGGAUGCUCGAACAGUGUUUUCAUAUCUACAAAAGAUGCAACAUGAAGGGCUGUAUGCAGACUUUGUUCUUUCCUCUCGUAUUGUUGCACAGUUCUUGGACAUGAAUAGCCCCAAGGAUGCAGAAAAGGCGCUGUCUAUGCUUGUGGACUGUCACCAGAAUCAGGGCAGAGGUAUGACAACUUCCCACAAGACCUUUUAUGCUUCUCUAGCCAAAGACAUUGCGAACCACAGCAGCGAUUUUUCGCAAGCACUCUCACUUGCCAAGCUACUUGAAAGGCAUGGAUUGCUUGCUUCUUCAGGAUUUGCAGAUGGCGCUCUUCGUACAUACCGCAACUUUAAGACCAAUGCAGGAUUGGAUGCAGUCAAAACCCUUAUCAAUGUGAAUGAUAUCGAGACUUUGCUCUCUUUGCAGUCAUCUCUCAAAACUAUCAAUCGAUACAAGCAUCUGAUUGAAAUUCUUUUGGAUGCCAAGGAAAUGAACAUUAUACCAAGCCAAGAGAUGUGCUCUCAAGUCUCGCUCUCAUUCAUGAAGCUCAACGAUUACACUGGCCAGCUUGCAUGGGAUACUGCUGUACAAGAGAUCUACCCUGGAUAUCGCCCCACUGUGCCUGAAGAUUUAGAGCAGGAAUUGAGCGAAAUUGGUUCAGUGUCAGGAUCGACAACUCCCUCUUCCUACUAUAGCAACAAUAGCAGUCGAUCCUCCAGCAUUAGCUCUCAGGGCUCAGCAACAUCUCCACGAAACAACAACAGCAAUGCCAACGAUCCUUCGGAAGCAAUUAUCCGUGCAUGCCGAUUAGGUUAUGCAACUACAGCGAUAGAGAGUAUCAACAAGAUGAUCAGCCAGAACCAACUUCCUUCUGCUCAGGCCAUUGCAGAUACAAUUCAAGUAUGCGCAAAACGCGAGAAGGAGCGAGCAACAGAUUACAAACGACUCUUUGCCUUAGCUGAACAAUCGCUUGCUUCAAUUACAGAUGUGAGCCAAAGGCGAACCGCAGAAUACGAGAUCUACAACGCCAUGUUGGUUGCCAAUGCGACUCUGGGUGACAUGACCAGUGCGAAGAAGAACUAUGACGAUAUUGUGAAGUUGGGUCAGUUCCCGGAUGCGACUGGAUAUGCGACACUGUUGAUCGCUACGACUACAGGAGCUGUGGACGAAGCUCAUGAUGCACUUCGAAUCCUGGAAGAGGUCAAGCGCCACAACAUUAAGCCCAAUAUCUUUUUCUAUAAUGUGGUUAUUGGUAAACUUUCACGCGGCCGCAAAAUCGAGCGUGUGCUAGAAGUUUAUGAAGAGAUGGUUCAGCACAACAUUCGUCCCAAUGCUAUCACCUAUGGUACGUUGAUCAGCGCCUGUACCCGAGUUGGAUCCGAAGAUAUGGCCAAGAAUCUGUUCCAGGAGAUGGUUAACGCACCCAACUACCAUGCUCGUCAUGGUCCUCAUAAUGCUAUGAUUCAAUUCUAUGUCCGUCAAAAGAAGGAUCGUCAGUCGGCUCUGUUCUACUAUGAGGACAUGCUCCAGCGACGUUUGGUCCCGACAGAGCAUACCUAUACUUUGUUGGUGGAGGCUUUUGCAUGUAUUCAACCUUAUGAUCUGACGGAGGCUAAUUGUUUAAUUCAGUCCUUGAAGCGUGGCCCUGUCCGUGCUACUGAGGCUCACUAUGGAGCUUUGAUUCAUGCCUAUGGCGUUGAGCACCGGGAUGUAAGUGCUGCGGAGACAGCCUUCAAUAAUAUGCGAGCUGCAGGCAUUGUUCCCAAAGGUCCAGCUUAUCAAUCCUUAAUCGAGUCCUUUAUCACCAAUAAUCAAGUCUCGCGUGCAGUUCAGGUGCGAAAUGAACUUUUGAAAACAGGUCAACCUUCCAGUGCGUAUAUUGAAAAUACCUUGAUCCGUGGAUACGGUAUUGAGAAGAAUAUCUUCAAGGCUGAGCAGGUUUUUGAGGCCAUGAUGGAUCCCAGCGCAGCUAAUGCUACAUCUACUGGCAAGAACAACAAUGUGAUUAUUAAGGAGCCUUCAACAUACCAGAGCAUGGUGACUGCUUACUUGGACAACGGUAUGGUAGAGAAGGCCCGUGAGACGCUCAAGCGAAUGAAGGAACAACAUUACCCAGAUUUGGUAGUCAAGCCUGUAGAGGAGGCCAUCCUGGCUGCCACUGCUACUACUCAUGGCGCCAAGAAUAGUCAUCACCACCAUCAUCAUCACCAACACCAUAAUAAUACCAUCUAGAACGGUCUUGACAUCAAGUUUGAAGGUCUUCCUAUCAGCAGCAAUUGAGGCCGGAAAAAAGUGUUUAUUUUUAUAUUUUGCAAAUAGUCUUGACAUCUGUAUUAUGUCUCUUCAAAGUAAAGCAAUUGACUUAAAUACCC